AUGGGGCCUCCAUCAGUUGGCCAGGCUGUCAUCAAAAGCAGGUUUCACAUAACUAGACCUGACUUAAUACAGCAGAAGUGUUCCACAGGCCUAGGGAAAAGCAUCAAGGUGACAGUGUUAGAAGGAGACAUUCUUAACACCCAGUACCUGAGGAUUGCCUGCCAGGGCAUCUCUGUUGUCAUCCACACUGCCGCCAUCAUUGAUGUCAGAGGUGUCAUUCCCAGACAGACAAUCCUAGAUGUCAAUCUGAAAGGGUCUGACCCAUACCCAUACAGCAAAAAGAUGGCUGAGAAGGCAGUGCUGGCAGCCAAUGGGAGCAUGCUGAAAAAUGGUGGCACUUUGCAUACUUGUGCAUUAAGGCCCAUGGGCAUUUAUGGGGAGAGAAAUCGAUUCAUUUCUAACAUGAUAAUUACAGCCCUCAAAAAUAAGUGUAUUCUUAGAGGUGGGGGCAAAUUCUCCACAGUCAACCCAGUAUAUGUGGGCAAUGUGGCCUGGGCACAUAUUCUGGCUGCCAGGGGCCUUCGAGACCCCAAGAAGUCACCAAAUAUCCAAGGAGAGUUCUACUACAUCUCAGAUGACACACCUCACCAAAGCUAUCAUGAUUUAAGUUACACCCUGAGCAAGAAGUGGGGCUUCUGCCUUGAUUCCAACUGGAGCCUUCCUGUGCCCUUACUGUACUGGCUUGCCUUCCUGCUGGAAACUGUGAGCUUCCUGCUGAGUCCAAUCUACAGAUAUAUACCUCCCUUUAACCGCCACUUGGUCACACUGUUAAGUAGCACAUUCACUUUCUCCUACAAGAAAGCUCAGCGAGAUCUGGGCUAUGAGCCACUUGUCAGCUGGGAGGAAGCCAAACAGAAAACCUCAGAGUGGAUCGGGACACUAGUGAUGAAGCACAGGGAGACCCUGGACACAAAGUCUCAGUGAUGGGAAGAGGAUGGAGACAUGGCCCUGGGUGUUACCAGCUCCCCCAGGAAGGACAAAAGCACAACUCAGUUGCUGAUGCCUUCUUUUGACACAGAGGCCAAUUUAGUGACUUAAUCAAGUCACCAAAUCCUUGCCAGUCACUGACCCAGCCACAAGCCUUCUUUCUGAAGUACCUCCCAAAAGAUACACAGCCACCUGUGCCCCAGCUCCUGGGUCCAAGCCCCUCAGUACCUCUUGUACCUCAGAGCUCUCUACAUUAAUUUCUCUCCCCAUUCAAAGCAUGUAUAGCCUUCAGAAAAUUCUGCUACUUUUAUGAAGCUCAAUGGAAGAAANAAUAAAUAUUUGUCAAUACCUCA
Mus caroli (Ryukyu mouse) is the source of this 1280-nucleotide messenger RNA. The record is from RefSeq and is a predicted model, not a curated record. NCBI's taxonomy places the organism in Eukaryota, Metazoa, Chordata, Mammalia, Rodentia, Muridae.